CUCUGACCAUUUGUUUUACAGAUAGUAUAUUUGCAUUUUACUUAUUAUGAUCGAAUUUGGUUGUAUCUCUGGCUAGAACUAUUGAACGUAGUGUUAGCUUCUGAGCGGGAGAAAUGACCGCCAGACGUGUUUUGUCGAUCCAGAGUCAUGUGGUGUCGGGCUAUGUGGGCAACAAGGCAGCCGUGUUCCCCCUGCAGUUGUUGGGUUUUGAGGUGGACUUCAUCAACAGUGUGCAGUUUUCAAAUCAUACAGGGUAUCCAACUGUCAGUGGCAAAGAACAGGUUCUAGAAAGUUCUGACCUCAAAGCACUCAUGGACGGGAUGGCAGCCAACAAUCUCAACCACUUCUCCCAUGUACUCACAGGCUUCAUAGGCUCGGAGUCAUUCCUCGACCAAGUAUCAGAAGAGAUAUCCAAGCUCAAGUUAUCAAAACCCAGUCUCAAAUAUCACUGCGACCCAGUUUUAGGCGACAAUGGAGUUUUUUAUGUGCCAGAAUCUUUAGUUGAAGUAUACAAGCAGAAAAUAAUGCCGGUCGCAGAUGUUAUAACUCCUAAUGAUUUUGAAGUCAGACAGCUGACAGGCGAACCUUGCGACUCCUUAGAAAACACGCUUCUAGCAAUCGACAAGUUGCAUAAAAUGGGGCCAAAAACUGUUGUUUUAAGUAGUAUACUUCUCGACAGAAAUUCAGAGAAUGAUUUGACGUUAAUAUGCAGUUGUAGAUUGGACGACGGAUCAUUUAGUAGAGCUAGAGUUGAUUUUCCAAGAAUAGACGCGCGAUUUACAGGGACUGGGGAUUUGUUCAGUGCUCUUUUCCUAGCUUGGUGUGUCAUUUACGGCGAAAAUAAAUGCGGCGAAGCUUGCGAAAAAGCAGUUUCGACUAUACAUGAAAUUUUGAAGAAAACAAUGCUAUCCAACAAUGAGUAUCUUGCAAAUGGUCAUCAAGAGAAAGAAAGUUCAAACCAGAUAAAACCUCCACCAGAAUUGAAACUAAUUGCUUCUAAAAGUGUUAUUGAAAAAGGAGAUGUUAUCUUCAAGUUUGAACCUCUAUAGUUUAAAUUGUUGUAUGCACUCGCUCUCUCAGCGAAGAACUUGUAACUAUCUAUAUAAUGUUAUAAUCUAUCUACAGAAAUUGAUGAAAA
Symsagittifera roscoffensis is the source of this 1138-nucleotide messenger RNA. RefSeq names its product pyridoxal kinase-like. The transcript has 2 exons. Bases 114 to 1049 code for a protein of 311 amino acids. Gene Ontology annotation, molecular function: pyridoxal kinase activity. The record is from RefSeq and is a predicted model, not a curated record. Gene Ontology annotation, cellular component: cytosol. Gene Ontology annotation, biological process: pyridoxal 5'-phosphate salvage. Lineage: Eukaryota; Metazoa; Xenacoelomorpha; Acoela; Convolutidae.